Messenger RNA from Staurois parvus, 420 nucleotides. The record is from the annotation of a GenBank genome assembly. Lineage: Eukaryota; Metazoa; Chordata; Amphibia; Anura; Ranidae.
AGGCAUCGGGCCCCCAGGCGGAGCGGCGGGCGCCGGGCCCCCAGGCGGGGUGACAGGCAUCGGGCCCCCAGGCGGAGCGGCGGGCGCCGGACCCCCAGGCGGAGCAACAGGUCUCGGGCCCUCAAGCGGAUCGGCGGGCGCCGGACCCCCAGGCGGAGCGACAGGUCUCGGGCCCUCAGGCGGAGCGGCGGGCGCCGGACCCCCAGGCGGAGCGACAGGUCUCGGGCCCUCAGGCGGAGCGGCGGGCGCCGGACCCCCAGGCGGAGCGACAGGUCUCGGGCCCCCAGGCGGAGCGGCGGGUCUCGGGCCCUUAGGCGGAGCGGCGGGCGCCGACCCCCAGGCGGAGCGACGGGUCUUGGGCCCUCAGGCGGAGCGACGGGUCUCGGGCCCUCAGGCGGAGCGGCGGGCGCCGGACCCCCA